Molecule: messenger RNA, 903 nt
Organism: Macadamia integrifolia
Lineage: Eukaryota; Viridiplantae; Streptophyta; Magnoliopsida; Proteales; Proteaceae
Exons: 2
Coding region: 142-723 (193 amino acids)
Molecular function (GO): acylphosphatase activity
Source: RefSeq, a predicted model, not a curated record
GGUGGGCGUGUCUUGAGGCUCUUAACUAAGUAGGUCUUUUGACCGACCGUUACUUCAUUAGGUUCUCACGAAGGACGAAUGGCCUAGAAUUAGAAAGCCAACUACGAGUCUAAGAGAGAGGGAGAGAGAGAGCUGAAGCAAAUGUGUCGGGCUGGGAGGGUCGCGAUCACGACGCAGUUAAGGAACUCGAUUGGAGGAUUAGUUGGAAUCGGGAACUAUCCAGAGACGAGGAGAUGUCUAUGGAAGGCUUGUACAAUUAACGCUGAUCUCUUUCCUCUUCACUGUUCGCUCCAUCGUUCUCCUACUCUCCGAACUUCCACCUUCCCUUUUCUUGUGCUGCAUCCUUCUUCCUCUUCUUGGUCAAAGUCGAUGUUCUCCGGCAACACAAACAGUGCCGCGGCCUCCGCCGCUGCUUCUGCGACGGAUCCGCCACCACCAUCAAAUCCCACUAAGACGGUGAGGGCAAUGAUUAAGGGGAGGGUGCAAGGGGUGUUCUACAGGAACUGGACGGUGGAGAACGCGAAACAAUUGGGACUCAGAGGAUGGGUGCGCAAUAAGAGGGACGGCUCCGUCGAGGCCCUCUUCUCCGGCCAUCCCGAUUCCGUCAAUGAGAUGGAGCAGCGUUGCAGGCGUGGUCCUCCCGAUGCCAUGGUCACCUCUCUCCAAGUCUUCCCGUCAGACGAAGCUCCUGGCCCAGGCUUCGACCGCAGACAAACUGUUUGAUAAUAUUCCUCUUCAUUCUUAGAUGAUAUGAUCCCGUGGUUAUUUUUCUUUCUCAACUUUUUAUUAGAAACGUAAAUGAUGACUGGAUCUGUUUCAAUAAAAAUGUUCAUGGCUGUGCGCAACGAAACCUAUUUAAUGAGGAGUUUUGCCAUUAAUGAAGUUAAUUAGCCGCUUCCAUUA